AUGGGUACUGCGUCUGGAGGUGCUGAGCCUUCGCGUGCUGAGUCUGGCGGUGCUCUAGGGGUCCCGUCGCGGCGGGAGCCGCUCUCUCCACAGCAGCUUUGUGAGUGGUACUCUCGGCGCUGUCGAGGUGCUGCUGGUGCUGGAGGUGCUGCUAGGGCUGCUGGUGGUGCUACUGGUGCUGGAGCUGCUGCUGGAGGUGCUACUGGUGCUGGAGGUGCUGCUAGGGCUACUGGUGGUGCUAGUGGUGCUGCUGGAGCUGCUGGUGCUGCUGGAGCUGCUGGAGGUGCUGGUGCUGCUGGAGCUGCUGGAGGUACUCCUGGUGCUGGAGAUGUUGCUGGUGCUGGAGCUACUGCUGGAGCUGCUGGAGGUGCUGGUACUGCUGGAGCUGCUGGAGGCGCUGCUGGUGCUGGAGGUGCUGCUAGGGCUGCUGGUGGUGCUCCUGGUGCUGGAGGUGUUGCUGGUGCUGGAGCUGCUGCUGGAGCUGUUGGAGGUGCUGGUGCUGCUGGAGCUGCUGGAGGUGCUGCUGGUGCUGGAGGUGCUGCUGGAGCUGCUGGCGGUGAUACUGGUGCUGGAGGAGCUGCUGGAGGCGCUGCGCGGCCGCGGCCGUACUACGUUCCUCUACUUCAGCAGGUUCUUGGUUCCCCGCCUUCUCCCGGUCCUCCUCCUCCUUUCCUGAGCCCACCGCCUGUCCAGUCCCGGUCGCAGUUACAGCCGGCCUCUCCACUACCUGGUCCUUCUCCUUACUCUGGACCGACUAGAGGGUGA
Closterium sp. Naga37s-1 is the source of this 765-nucleotide messenger RNA. Lineage: Eukaryota; Viridiplantae; Streptophyta; Zygnematophyceae; Desmidiales; Closteriaceae. The record is from the annotation of a GenBank genome assembly.